Messenger RNA from Kwoniella shivajii, 2118 nucleotides. RefSeq lists its product as uncharacterized. Gene Ontology annotation, cellular component: plasma membrane. The coding region runs from base 1 to 2118 and encodes 705 amino acids. Gene Ontology annotation, biological process: transmembrane transport. The transcript has 11 exons. The record is from RefSeq and is a predicted model, not a curated record. Gene Ontology annotation, molecular function: transmembrane transporter activity. Lineage: Eukaryota; Fungi; Basidiomycota; Tremellomycetes; Tremellales; Cryptococcaceae.
AUGUCAGAUAAUAGGAAGAUCAAUCCCGUUGCCAAUUCGAACGAUACACCUUCAAGUUCAACUUCGACUUUACGUGAUCGUGAUCAACCAUCGCACCAGAGCGUCGAAGACAAGAUGUCCAUUGGGCAAAGAAAGGAAUCCAAAGUCGGAGUGGGAGUCGGACUCGACGCUGAGAAUGACGUCAAGAGUAAAGAUUUCGGUAUGGAUGAAAUUGAGAUAGAGAUAAACGACUUGAAACCGAUUGAAAUGGAAUCUAAAUAUGGAAUAACGCAAGAUAAAUCUAAUUCCAUUUCACGUACUGGGAACAACGUGAAGAAUGCGCUGGGAAAAGGAAACGAUAAUGAAGAUGAAGAUGAAGAUGAGAAUGAGAAAGGACUGGUAGAAAGUCAAACUGAAACUAAAACUAAAGGAAUUGAAAUGAUUGAUGGAAGACCAAGAGAUAUAUAUGAUAGAUAUACUAAAUCUCAAAGAAAUAGAAUAUUAUUCAUAGUCUCUUAUUCUGCGAUUAUAGCUCCAAUGUCAUCAUCGAUUUUCUUACCUUCAAUCCCCCAGAUGGCCGAAGAACUAAAUACGACACCAGAAGUUAUCAAUUAUACAGUGGCAGUAUUCAUUUUGGUUAUUGGUAUAGCACCUGUACUUUGGUCACCAUAUGCUGGGUUUUACGGCAGGAGACCGAUUUACCUAGCUUCAAUGCCAAUUAUGGUUGUGGCCAGUAUAGGCGUGGCGGUAUCCAAGAGUGUCGCUGGCAUGACGGCAGCAAGGGUCAUUCAGGCUAUCGGCAGUUCGUGUUUCCUAUCAGUAGGAGCAGGAAGCGUAGGGGAUGUUUUCAGACCUACGGAGCGUAGUAGAGGCAUGUCGUUGUUCUACAUGAUGGCAUUACUUGGACCAGCAGUUUCACCAGCUUUAGCAGGUGUUUUCAGUGAAUAUACACCUGCGGGUUGGCGUUCGUGUCAAUACUUCUUAGCUGGUAUGGGUACAUUAUCAGUCGUAAUGGUUUACUUUUGGUUACCUGAAACAUCACAUCCACCAUUAGCACAUGAUGUACUGAAAUUGGAAAAAGGGAAAUCAUUCGUUUGGUAUUGGUCCAAUCCAGUGAGAUGUAUGGGUUUAAUCAGAUGGCCUAAUAUUGCUGUUGCUUGCUUCAUCUCUAGUGUGACUAUGAUUGAUACCUAUUGUGUCCUGGUACCUCUUUCAUCAGUAUUUAAAGAAAGGUAUAAUAUAAAUAAUUUGGCUAUUGGAGGAUGUUUGUAUCUAGUAAAUGGAGCAGGUAAUAUCAUAGGAUCGAAAGUAAUAGGACCUUGGGCAGACUCAACCGUCAAGAAAUAUAUGGAGAAGAGGGGAUACAGAAGACCUGAAGAUAGAUUAAAAGCUGCUUUUUUAGGUCUUAUGGUUAUCAUGCCUUUAUCUUGUAUAAUAUAUGGAUGGGUGUUGAAUUUCAAUGCUGGAGGAAUGGCCCCACCUCUCAUUAUGGUCUUCUUCAACGGUGUAGGCUUGAUGUUUUCACUUGCACCACUAAACACAUAUUUGGUCGAUGGUAUGCAGACUAGAAGUGCUGAAGUCAUAGCUGUGAAUAAUUGCGUUCGAUAUUUCUUCGCUGCAGGUGCUUCAGCGUGUAUAUUACCCAUCGCAAAUUCCAUUGGAUGGGGAUGGACGAUGACUAUAUGUACUAUCCUUACUAUAAUGGCAGGGUUCUCGUUAUGGCUGUUAUGUAAAUAUGGAGAUAAAUGGCGUGAAAAUGCUAAUAUGAAAUAUGGAAUCACAUCGAAACAAGCUGAUGAAGAAAGAGUCGAUAAUGGUGAAGAUGAAGAAUCAGCUAUCAAGAAUGAAAGUGACAUUACUGCUACUACUACUAAUACCAACCCCACUGGUACUAGUUGUGGCGAUGGAGAUCUAAUCGAUAAUCAAGAAAAAAUCGAGAAUCCAAUUGAACUUGAUAGGAUACAAAGUACGACUGCCAGAAAUAAGAUCAGACCUGGACCUGGACCUGGACCUGGACUCAAUGGAACUGGAAUUAGAAGGAAUACAAGCACGAGGCAUAAAGGAGAAUUACCGAAUGUUGAACAAGUUUUGAAAAGGACCGUAUCAUUGAGUGGUGCUUCUGUGCAUGGUGGGGGAUGA